CGGAGAGGAACCGCCCUACACCGCCACUGUAAUGUGAUUCUCGCUGUACCUGCUGCGCCUACCGACCGCUCUCUCGUUUCUCUACAUGCGCACAGCGGCACUACUCUCAUUCUCACUGCAGACUUUCCGUUCAGUUGUAGCCAACUGUUCGCCACUGUCGCACAGGCGCCGCCAAACAAAUAUUUUUUAGGAUCAAUAUAGGCUUUCAAGCGGCUCAACGCCCAACAAUUCGCUACAUUGUAGCAAGCAGGCAGCGAGAUAAGAAGAUACAUCGAUUUAUCGAUACAGUGUAACGUUAUUUUAUCUCUCGCUUCAGAACCAGUCUCGAUACAACGCCGGAACGACAAAUCUCAAACAUGAAGAAAUGUUCGGCGUGGUCGCUCUUUCUAGUGGUUUCGCUGCUAACUGUGAAAGCUCUGUCCCAGAAUUCAGAUGGCUUUGACCUGUCUGAUGCCUUGGAUGACGUGUCUAUAGCAACAGCCACCCCCAAAGCAGUAGAAGGGGCAGGAGCAGAUGAGGAGAUCACCCCCACUAAGGCUCCUCCUAAAGCCCCAGCCACUAAGGCCCCGUCACACAAGCCCAAGCCACCCUCUGAUGAGUUUGACCUGAGUGAUGCUCUGGAUCCCAACAAUGACAUUGGAGGGAAGGACAAGAACAAGGGACAAGCAGAUAAAGGUAUUGGAGGAGGAGGCAGGGGAGACAGAGCCCCCAACAACAGAGGAGGGAACGGGGGUGGACAUGGUGGAGGCCAGUCUGCCGCCGAUGACAACAACCUUGACACCAUGGCUGAGACCGGAACCAUCGCCGGGAUCAUCAGUGCCAUUGGCUUGGCGCUGGUUGGCGCGGUCACCAGUUACGUCUCCUACCAGAAGAAGAAGCUCUGCUUCAGCAUACAGCAGAGCCUGAAUGCGGACCUGGUGAAGACUGAUAACCCAGACGCUGUGGUGGCCACAGAACCACAAGUUCAACAGACUCUUCUGGAGCCCCCCAACGCUGAGCCUCCUAGUCAGGAUAACACUGUCUAAUAUCCCACCCGUCCGUCCGGCCUCAUCCCCCAACGCUGAGCCUCCUAGUCAGGAUAACACUGUCUAAUAUCCCACCCGUCCGUCCGGCCUCAUCCCCCAACGCUGAAACUCCUAGUCAGGAUAACACUGUCUAAUAUCCCACCCGUCCGUCCGGCCUCAUCCCCCAACCUACACACACACACCUGCACACACACACGAAGAGGGUGUGACAACACACACUUACACGCCCUCACAUUGGGAAUACCCCCCCCCCCCCCCCCCACCUCCUACGCCAACACACACUCACCACUUUUGAAGGAUAGUUCCAUCCCCGUUAUACCUUAAGAAUUGUAGAUAGACGGUGAUCAGCAAACUCUGUCUGAAAUGUAGAGUUCCACUGACAUCCAUGUUGACGCCACCAAGUUCCAUGUCAUUCUAGAAUCUUAAUGUCAUUCUAGAGUGGGAAUGGUAUUGUGACAUCACUAUGGUUCGCCGACCUCUGUAGACCUACCCCCGCCACACUGUGUGUACAUAUCAUUUUAUUUAUUUUAACUGUUUUAAACACCACUAAUAUGCCUGUUUACAAUUUGAUUAUGAAGGAAUGGUAGCCUAAUCCUAGAUCAGUUUUUAUUUAACAAUGAUAGUCAGAGGAUUUGCUAUACUUAAGCACAUACAGAUCCUGGACCAGGCUUUCAUCUUGGUAUAUCUUGAAAGAUAGUAUGGUACAUAGUAUAACCCACAUACUUUCCCCCUAACUCUGUUAUCCAAUCAAAAAUCUUAACCAAAUAAUUACCCCCCCCCAUUCACCCCUAGUACAUAUAUCCCCCCCUAGUACAUAUAUUCCCCCCAUUCCCCCCUAGUACAUAUAUUCCCCCCAUUCCCCCCUAGUACAUAUAUCCCCAUCAUUCCCCUCUAGUACAUAUACCCCCCCCCCAUUCCCCCCUAGUACAUAUAUUCCCCCCUAGUACAUAUUUCCCCCUCAUUUCCCCCUAGUACAUAUAUCCCCCCCAUUUCCCCCUAGUACAUAUAUCCCCCCCAUUCCCCCCUAGUACAUAUAUCCCCCUCAUGUGAUUUUUCUACCAUUUCUACCUUCAUGUUAUUGUCCUAAAGAAACAGUUUUGCAGUGGUUUCUUCCAUAAGUUAAUGUUUAGAAGCUGCAUUUUUAUAGCCUGGUUGUCAGUCUGUUUGUGCUUUCUUGCCAACUCCUUAUCACUCAUUGAAAUGGCAGUCGUAUGUACUGCAUGACGAUGACAGAAAUAGAAUUGAUAAGAGCACAACCAGAUCUGGGAACCAGGCUAGCACUUUUCUAGUGUUGAUUUUAGGAUGAUGUUUUAUUUUUUAUGAAGCGAUGUUCAUUUGAAGAACUCAAUGACUUACUUACUCCAGAGCUGCUGCGUAAAUGUCCAUGAUGUGAUUUGCGUUUGUUUUAAGAAACUGAAGAGAAUAGAAGCUCUUUUCCAAUGUCCAUACUAGCAUACUACUUAGGGAACAAACCCGUGUAUUGGGUCCUAGCAUUCUAAGUAGUAUGCUAGGAUGGACAUUGGAGCACACUCAAAGGCUCUGUUCCAAUAGCCACACUAGUGUACUGCUUAGUGAACGAUACCAGUGAAUUUGGCGUGCAUUCUAAGUAGUAUGCUAGUAUGAAUAUUGGGAGUGUAGCCUUUAAGUCCACUUGUGUGGAACAUGGGAAUGUGAUGAAGAUACACAAUGUAUAAAGACUAGUUAGUAUCUGUUUUGUCUUAUUGAGAUAAUGCCUGUGCUAGAGAAAGUGAAGUAAACGUGAAAUCGAAGCCUAGUCGAACUUAAAACUUCUUGAUAUUGAAGUAACGUAACGGUUGCGUCCCAGACUGCAUUGCAUCAACCAACGGUUGCGUCCCAGACUGCAUUGCAUCAACCAACGGUUGCGUGUCACGUCAGCGAGUGCGUAGUCGGGCAUCGCAUUGCUAUAUCAAUGAGUUGUUUAGCAGAUAUGGGACAGAAUUACACACCUAUCCAGGCGUUGUGACUUCUGGCAAGCUUCUGCAAUGUAGUCAUCCUGGAACGAGCCCAGUGGUUCUGUAGACUGGACAUUUGUUUGACUGGACAUGGCUAUACAUAGACUUGUGAAGUUCUUCAGAUUGAGCUAUUUGCUAUAUGAUAUCAGAGUUAGUUCAUCUCUGUGAUUUGGAUAGUGUUUAUACUAGCUGUUGCUUGUUGUUAGGAAAGGUCGAGGUGAAUUACAUUUCAAUUCACUUUAGUUCAUUCAAGAAGCAAAUUCAAAUUCCAUGUCAAGAAUUUAGAAAAUCUUUCAUUAAAAAAUAAAUGGCACAUUUCAAUUUGAUUUUGAAUUUAAAAUCACGCCUUUGAAUUGAAUGAUUUGAAAUGGAAUUGGCCCGAAUCCUGAUUAGGAGACUAGUAAGUGGAAAGUGAAGCUUGUAAAUUGCAGCGUGAGCAUAUUUCUGUGUUUUUACUAUUUAAUUGUUGUAUGAUCGUAUUCCUUGAUAUUACAGUGUAUCGUAAUGAUCUAUACACUCGUUCCUAAGUGUGUUUUUAUUCAAAUCGUUUCCGUCUCUGCUCCCCCACUCUUUCUAAACGAACGUUGCUUACAAGAGUGGCUUUUGUCUUAACUACUUAGCUGAACUUAUCUAAAUAUUGUUUUAGAUAUAGAAGGUUUCCAAGUGAUUUUAUUCCAGAUAACAAAACAAACCUUUUUAGGGCAGAUACUCAAAUGACACCCUCUUCCCUUUGUAGUGCACUAUUUUAUUCUAUAUAGGGAAUAGGGUGUGAUUUGGGAUGCACUCUCACUGGAACCUGCGCCCUGUUCUGUUCGGCUCCCUUGUUGCCUUGGAAACGCAGCUCUAGAACCACUCCUCCUGUGAGGUUGAGGCGCUCUCCCUACCUGCGUAUACUCUCCGCCUUUAACACCUGCACCAGGAUCAGUUACUAUCUUACUUAUAAUGGAUAAGAAAGAUUUAGGUUGGAGGAACUGUUGUUAACCCUUUGAUAAAUAAGGACAGAACAUUCCAUCCUUUGUCAAUCGUUCUUAUUAAUUCUAGCCGUUGACAUCAUGAAGGACCGUAGCAUUCCGGGAUAGGACAAUAGAACUGUCCAGAACUUCCACUCUACAAAGGGUUAAUAACUGUUAGUCAACCUUCUCCUCUCCUGUCAUCCAGAUGCAGGUGCUGCAGUACUGAUGGUGCUUCUCUCUAUGCCUUAUAACCUGCUGGCUCCCGCAAUACUAAACACACAGAACUAGAACCAAUAGAAUGGAAUGUUCAAUGAGUAGAAUUCAGAUUCUAUUAGUGCUUUUCUCAGUGUUCUACACAUGAAACAGUGUGGGAACCACCAACCAAAUAUCAGUGGUUUGGUUUGUCUUUCUAUGGCUAAAAAACACCUCCCAUGACAGAGCUGUGCUCACACAAAAGAAACAAUGAAUGUUAAACGAAUGUACUCUUUCUCUAAAUCUGUUGCGAUAGCGAUCGCUCGUAGCAAAUGUUCUUAAAGCCCACCAAAGAUAUGUUGAAUUGCUGAUUUUAAGAUAGGACAAUAUUGGACCUUGGUGUUGUGCUUUGGGUUGAAUGUUUCACUCAUUGACUGGCACUAAACAGAGUAGAGGAAGACACCCCUUCAAUUUUUAAAAAUAAGAUUGCACAUGUGGUAGUUUUGGGAACAUUCAAAAAUAAUGAAAACAUAAGUGAAGACCUUUCAAUACAGACCAAUUGAAUGCUUACAAGUGUCUUCCUGUACGCUAAUAACAUCACAUACAAAUCUAAACAUUAAAAUUACAUAGAAAUUCCUUACAAAUAUGACCUUUUUUUAAACACGGAUUCAGACUGUUAGAACUAAGAAUCCCCCACCCCCUAUCCUUAGAGACAAAGCUUGGUAGAAAUUAGACAAUUUGAAGAGCACAGAGUUGUGUGAGUGAGAUUUGCCUGUGUGGUGAGUACCAUCUUCUAGCACUAUGGUUCGGAAUGGUAUUAUGGUGCCUCUUGGUUGCAGUAUGGAUAAUUUGCCUGAUUUUGAAAAUUAGAGGUGUUUCGAAGAUGUAAAAAAACGAAUAGUUCAUACAGUAGUCCGUGAACUAGGAGUUGCUGCAUGCCCAAUAGUUUGCAGUCUUAAGGCUUUGAGGUUGCCCUUUUGUUUAUAUGUUUUACGGUAACAGACAUAUCAGCAGUUGGAUCCCCUUAAAUCUUGGGUGCUCCUCUACUACACACAUGACGGUAACGGGCUAUAACAGAACUGUACAGAAAUGAAAAGCAUGUUUUUGGAUAUUUAGCUGUAGUCUUUGGAAGUUUUCCUCAUUGGGUUAUCAUUGGGAUGGCCUGGGUGCCAGUCUAUUUCUGCUCUCUUGCCAACUCCUUACGGCUUGAAAAUGACAGCAAUGGAGUUGGCAAGUAACAAGAGCACAAACAGAUUUGGGACUGGAGUGAAGUUGGACCAGAAGUAGUGGUUGGUGAAUGUGAGGGUAUUUAUACACUGCCAGUAAAGUCUAGGAUAAGAACAUUAAGAAUUGGACUGUUAUGUCAAGAGAAACCAGGAAGGAACUAUUCAUAUGAGCCGAUAAGUUCCAAUCCAGCUCUAGUCACCGCUGGCUCUGUUCAGAAGUAUUUCACUAGUAUCUAGGGAAUAUGCUGUUAUUUCAGACACCUCAAUUUGGUUAUCUGUGCAGAUAUACUUCCCCUAAGAUACGUUGUGACAUCAAUGUCCCAUCCUUCUUAAUCCCGUUCUAGUGUGAUGUCAUCCAGUCCUUACACUAGCGUUACUCCAACCCCACUGACCAGUUAGAACACAGGGCUCUUAUGACAUGACAAUGUACAUGAUGUAUUCCGACUGUAUUCAAUUCAGAUAUGUACACAGAAUGGCCUUCUGCAUGCAUGGAAUCCACGCCUGAUUCACUAGUGCCUGUCAAUUGACCCACACAAUUUGACAUGUAUGCAUAUACACAUACUUAUGCACGCAAACACACAGUUAACAAAGAGCCACUGGUAACUUGGACAACUUCUUAUAAUACUAAACAGAUAUGUAAUGACAGAUUAUUCCUAUACUGCUGCAGUUCUAUACAUCUAUAUUUCACUGCUGUCUCGCUCACUGGCAAAUACAUUGUGGAACGACGACAUUCAUACGAUCAAUCAAUGAAACCCAAUAAAAUUUGAAAAGAAAGAA
Messenger RNA from Oncorhynchus kisutch (coho salmon), 6146 nucleotides. RefSeq names its product CD99 antigen-like protein 2. The coding region runs from base 357 to 1025 and encodes 222 amino acids. The transcript is spliced from 10 exons. Gene Ontology annotation, cellular component: plasma membrane. The record is from RefSeq and is a predicted model, not a curated record. NCBI's taxonomy places the organism in Eukaryota, Metazoa, Chordata, Actinopteri, Salmoniformes, Salmonidae. Gene Ontology annotation, biological process: T cell extravasation; positive regulation of neutrophil extravasation; homotypic cell-cell adhesion.